GAGUAAGCAAGUGUUUACUAAUUUGCGAAUUUGAGGUAUAGUGUUGGCUACGCAAGACACAUAACCUCAAAUAUUUUCUCAAAAUUCACGGUGAUAACUUAUAAUUAAGUGAGUGAUGGAAAAUGGAGAAAAUAGAGUUAGGUGUUACUUUCUUUAUCCAUAUUAUAAUAUUUUUUCAAAGUGAUUGUUUAAUAAAAUGCGAUUUUUCUUAAGAGUAAAAGAAUAACCGAAUGAUACUUUACCAGAUACAGACGAUGAUUAUGUAUUCAGUGCAAUGACCUCUUGCAAAGUGAAAAACUUUGAUUCAUUCGCUGUUUUUAAAUCACCGGCAAAUCAUAUGAACGAGGUUAUUCAGUUACAAGAAAAGUUAGAUAAGAAAACAUACAUUGAUUGCAAGUCCAAAGAUAUUCAAUCUGAACCAACGUCUCUUUCGACAAGCAUCCGCAAAAUCGAGCAUCAAAAUUUUCAAUCUGUUGUAAAAAUAGAAAACGAAAAUCAGACUAAUGACACAAAUGAAAAUAUAUUCAUCGAUUUUGAUUGCAAGUAUAUGAAACUUGAACUGCAAUCCUCACCUACGAGCAUUUGUAAAACUGAGUAUCCAAGUUAUCCACAAGUUGAAAAACAAGAAAACCAAAUUCAGACAAAUUGCUUCAAAUUCUGUCAACGCAACGAAGACUUCUACAAUCCAAUUAGUACACUUCGUAUUUCAAACAAUCUUUCAUAACAAUA
Messenger RNA from Trichogramma pretiosum, 729 nucleotides. RefSeq lists its product as uncharacterized. Bases 275 to 724 code for a protein of 149 amino acids. The record is from RefSeq and is a predicted model, not a curated record. The transcript has 2 exons. Lineage: Eukaryota; Metazoa; Arthropoda; Insecta; Hymenoptera; Trichogrammatidae.